AUGGUGAAUUUGUUCAACUUUGGAGACUUAUCUCCUGAUAUCGGAUUUGGGAGAUUAGAAUCCGAUGUCCCUCUUCGAUUCCUUAAAGGAAGAAGAAGAAGCUUCGAAUUCCGUAGUGUCUCCGACAACGUGCUCAGAGGGCCACAGAUCCACGCUCUUCCUCCGAACCAAGCAAGGCGGCUCUAUCUGCUUGCUCUGCUUCUCCAACCUCAUCUCCAACCCCCAAUCGCCCACCGUCCACGUGUCCUGCACCCUCUCUCAGCUCUCUCAGGCCAUCUCCUCCGACCCCCCUUUCCUCCGCUCUCUCCUCGCCUUCCACCCUCACUUCCUCGUCUCGCCUCUCGUUCAUGCUCCCUUCCUUCGCCGACGACACCAUCGCACGACAAGUCGUCCAUCUCAUUUCUGCUCUCUGUGAAUCAGCCGCUGCCUCGCUCUCUGCUGACUUCGUCGCUAGGGUUUCCUUCUGCCUCUCUUCUGGUGCCUUGGCCUGGAGUCGCCGUCAGCUUUAUACGCUUAAACUGCCAGCAGAAUAAUCCUUACGCUCACAUUAGAGACAAGUAUGGCCUCAUUACCAAUCUUCAAGGUCUUGAAUUGCCUAGUAAAGAUAUUCGGGGAGAAAUCCUGUUUGUUCUAUACAAGGUAUCUAUUCUCCAAUACGCAUCAGAGGUUGGUGAUGGAACUGAUUUUUCAUUUGCCUUUUGCCCCAAGCUAUUGCACUUGUCUCUAGAGGCCCUCAUGAAGACCCAAAGCGAUGAUGUCCGCUUGAAUUGUGUAGCGUUCUUGACAGUGAUGACUCAGACUCAGAGAGGAGUUUUUGGGGCUGCAUUUGCAGUUGAUUUAAACAGCAUGAGUUCAUCCAAAGGAGAUAGCUUUGAGCAAGCAACAUAAGAUGGACAAAAUGUGAAUCCAAUGAAUAUAUUGUUUACGGAGGCCAUCAAAGGCUCACUGCUUUCAACAGACAGCCAAGUCCAGAUCAGCACACUGGAUUUACUGUUUAAUUACAUGGCCUCCUGGGAAGGCACUUCAGGCAAAGAAACGCAAGUCCUAAUGGAAGAAAACAUUGCAGAUAUGUAUUUGAAAUACUGAGAUUGUCAGGCAGCAUAUUAAAAAGAGAGAGAAUGCAGUUAUUUUACACAUUGCAGGCCUGCAGAAAACAGAAGUACACUAACAACAGUCAAGAUGAAAUUGCAAAAGAGCAUAAAAAAAGGCGGUCGCCAUCCUGGACGACAAGGGAGAAGUUUGCGAGUAUCUCAUUCACUUGAUGUUAUCCAACUCUUGUCUAGACUUCUGGGGGAUUAAAUUUUGGGGAUAAGAGAUUGUUAGAAGAAAUAGAGCUUUUCUUUAAAAAUUUAACAGUAACAGAGGGCAGCUAAGAAAAUCAUACGAGUUUAAUUUUCUUUAUUGAAUCUCCAUUUCUCAUUUCAUUAACUGCUGUGCACAGAGUGAGACACCAGUAGUUAUGUACAGGUGCUUCCCAUUUUGAUCAUUAACUGCACUGAGAGCUUAGAACUGAAGAGACAUUACAGAAUCAAAAUACCCUUUUGUUAAUGUAAAUGCACUUAAUAUUUU
This is a messenger RNA of Prunus avium (sweet cherry), 1569 nucleotides long. Lineage: Eukaryota; Viridiplantae; Streptophyta; Magnoliopsida; Rosales; Rosaceae. The record is from RefSeq and is a predicted model, not a curated record.